Molecule: messenger RNA, 1320 nt
Organism: Asparagus officinalis (garden asparagus)
Lineage: Eukaryota; Viridiplantae; Streptophyta; Magnoliopsida; Asparagales; Asparagaceae
Product: heavy metal-associated isoprenylated plant protein 37-like
Exons: 3
Coding region: 157-1206 (349 amino acids)
Molecular function (GO): metal ion binding
Source: RefSeq, a predicted model, not a curated record
CUUGGUGAGAAAUAUAUACCAGUAGAGUGAAGACGAGUGAUGAAGAGGGAGAGGGGGAGAGAGAGAGAGAGAGAGAGGUUGAAGCAAAAACUGUAGAAGAAACUUCCAUAGCUUAUUCUUCUUCAUCCUCUUCUUGUUCUUCUCUUUUAGCUGAAAAUGACUAAAGAUAAUGAUGAGUUCAAGCUCCUCAAGGUUCAGACUGUCACGCUCAGGGUUAACAUACACUGUGAUGGGUGUAAGCUUAAAGUCAAGAAACUCCUCCAAAAAAUUGAAGGAGUUUACUCAGUGAGCAUAGAUUUAGAGAACCAGAAAGUGACAGUCUCUGGCACUGUGGACUCCUCCACCCUCAUCAAGAAGCUAACAAAAUCAGGCAAGCAUGCGGUGCUCCUCUCCUCUCAGAAAUCCAACAACCCGGCCCAACAGAAGCCCAACCAGGCCCAGAAUCAACAGAAAGCUCCUCACCCCAAUGCACUCAAAAACACCAACAAUAACAGUAACAAGAACACAACCAACAACAAAAACAACAAUAACAAAGGCCAGCAACAGGGCAAGCAAGGGAGCCUAUCAGGCCUCAGUGCAUUCAAAGCCCAGCCCAAUAAUCUCCCCUCCUUCAGCUCAGACGAAGAGGAUUUGUUGGACGAGGAUGAUUACGACGAUGAAGAUGAUGAUGAUGAAGAGAUGAGAUUGAUUAAUGAGAAGAUGAAGCAGAUCAAUAUGAUGAGGCAAGCCAACAAUGCAGCUGCACAAGCAGUAGCCAAUGCUAAGAAGAAUGCUAGCAACAUUGCAGGCCAGAAGAAAGUCGGCCCGGGCCCAAAUCAGCCCAAGGCCCAUAGUGGGAUUCAUGGGAUGAUGGGUCCUGGCAUGAAUGGCAUGCCACCGCUAAAUGGAGGGCAUCAAGCCAUGAUGGGCUUGGGGGCUCAUCAUCAUCCGCCACCAUCCAUGAUGAUGAACAUGAGAGGUGGGCCCACGAACAACAUGAACAAUAACCAUAACACGAUGAUGAUGGUGAAUGAUCAGAGGUAUAUGCAGGCUAUGCAGCCUCAGAUGAUGUACCAUAGAUCUCCUCCGAUAUCUCCCUACAGUGUUUAUUAUAAUAAUCAGUAUUAUAAUCAAGCUCCUUACUAUAGUAAUCAACCAUCAGAGAGUAGCAGUGACAUCUCUCAUAUUUUCAGUGAUGAGAAUGCCAAUAGUUGUGGUAUCAUGUAAGAAAAUGUGAGGAGGUUGUAUUUGGUAGGCUAAGAUUGUGUUCUUUUUUAAUUUGUUAAUUAUUAUGUUUUGUAAUGAACAAGUGCAAGUUUUCUUGUUGAUGGGGUUUUUGAA